This is a messenger RNA of Cyprinodon tularosa, 1886 nucleotides long. It is a transcript of the gene unc93a, whose product is annotated as unc-93 homolog A. Bases 101 to 1492 code for a protein of 463 amino acids. Lineage: Eukaryota; Metazoa; Chordata; Actinopteri; Cyprinodontiformes; Cyprinodontidae. The record is from RefSeq and is a predicted model, not a curated record. The transcript is spliced from 8 exons.
CAGAGCAGCUGUGUGAGGUGGUUGAUUUUACUGACUACCUAAACCUUGAGUGGGACUCAAGUUUUGGAUCUGUAAAAGUUUGAGUCCGUAAGAGUCGAUCAUGAUCAGCCGCAACUUUAAGAAUGUGUUGGUGGUCUCCAUUGGGUUUCUCUCUCUGUUCACGGCUUAUGGAGGCCUGCAGAGUUUACAGAGCAGUCUAAAUGCAGAGCAGGGGAUGGGUGUUGCAUCCCUGAGCGUCAUCUACGCCUCCAUCAUCAUCUCCUCCAUGUUUCUGCCCCCCAUCAUGAUCAAAAAUCUGGGCUGUAAAUGGACCAUCGUUGCCGGCAUGGCCUGUUAUGUGUCAUACUCAUUUGGAAAUCUCUACCCUGGAUGGUACACUCUUAUGCCAACCUCAGUCAUCCUGGGUUUGGGCGGUUCUCCUCUGUGGUCGGCUAAAUGCACCUACCUGACCAUCUCUGGGAAUUUGCGAGCUGCUAAGGAGAACAAGAAGGGUUCGGAUAUAAUCAACCACUACUUUGGGAUCUUCUUCUUCAUCUUCCAGUCAUCAGCAGUUUGGGGAAACCUGAUGUCGUCGCUCAUCUUUGGGCAGGACACCAGUAUCUCUGACAUCCCAGAGGAAAUCCUAGAAACCUGCGGAGCAGCUGACUGUGGCCUCACUAUUGCUGUCAACAGCACCAGCAAGAGACCAGAACAGAAACUUGUGUGGACGCUUGUUGGGUGCUACAUUGGUGUCGGGGUUCUGGCUAUGCUUAUUGUGGCAAUAUUUCUGGACAACAUUGACAAGCAGCAGGCCAGCGAGUUUCGGGAGAAAAAGGAGCCGCUUUGCAAAACCUUCCUGGCCACAUUCAGGCUGCUGAAGGACUGGAGGCUCCUGACGCUCAUCCCUCUCACCAUGUACAGCGGCUUUGAGCAGAGCUUCCUCUCUGGGGAAUACACCAAGAACUACGUGACGUGUGCUUUGGGGAUCCACUAUGUUGGUUUUGUGAUGAUGUGUUUCGGAGCGGCCAAUUCCCUCUGCUCCUUUCUGUUUGGGAGGAUCGCUCGGUACAUCGGAAGAGCUACGCUCUUCUUCUUUGCCGCUGCGGCCAACUUGUCCUGCAUCAUCGCUCUCCUGCUCUGGAGGCCUCACCCUGAUCAGCUGCCCGUCUUUUUUGUGUUUCCCGCCCUUUGGGGCAUGGCAGACGCCAUCUGGCAAACUCAGACUAACGCUCUUUAUGGCGUCCUCUUCCCGAGGGAUAAGGAGGCCGCGUUCGCCAACUACCGCAUGUGGGAGUCGCUGGGUUUUGUCAUCGCCUUCGCCUACAGCACCUUUCUGUGCCUGGAGUACAAGCUAUAUAUAGUGCUGGCUGUUCUGAUUGUUAGCAUGAUAACCUACCCCAUAGUGGAGUACAAUGAGUACAGGAAUCCCACUGAGCCAAUUGAACAGAUCACCUCUGAGAACCACAAGAAACCUGCAGAAGACGACAUCAUCAUCAUCCAAACUGGGAUGUAGACAUUUUUCCAUCCGCUGGAACUGAACCUACAUGGUCAGACUCUUUCAUCCUGAACUGAAAAACUGGAACAACAGGUGAUAAAUGCUAAAAAUAUCUCCAAAGGGGCAGAAAAGAGCAGUAACUAUGAAAUAUGGCCGUUACUUCUUCCGGAACAACAAACCUGAGACUUUUCCUGUAGCUAUUUUGUUAAAAAAGUCCCUUUGGAGCCUAGUUGGUCCGUUGGACCAUGCACUGCUUAAAAUAGAUCUGAUGUCAUAACAUAAAAGCACAUUAAGUUAAAGACUUAUUUUUUAAUGUCUCAUAUAGAAUGUUUUUGUUGAUAGUUUUAUGAUUUCAGCAAUACUUCUACAUAUUGCUUCACGUUUAUUAGAUGAAACCUUCACUAAACUUUUA